AUGCAUGCGACGCGGUGUUGCAGUGAAAAUUGAAACUGCAAGCGUACUCCACCAUUUUUGUGAAUUAUUCCUCACUCCACCUGACAACAGUUUCUCCUACUAGUAAAAGUAAUCAUGAAAAAUUCCAUUUCAAAUGAAAAAAUGACAAACAUGAGUGCAAAACGAUCGUCGUUACAACAGCUAUGCGUCGUUCUGGUCGCAGUAGCUGCAUUGCUCCAGGAGACUAUUCGAGUGCGAGCUGCACUCAUAGUCUCAUCACAAUCAGAACAAAGCGAUCAAGAAAUGGAGCAGAGCCCCACUUCCUACCAUCCUGCUCUACCUGUACCCUCGAGUGAAACUGUAGUUGCAGACCACGCCUGGAGCGGAAGCCCUGUUAUCGAGACGGGCAGUGAUGAAAAGGAGAAUCCUAGCGAUCCUGAC
This is a messenger RNA of Amoebophrya sp. A25, 420 nucleotides long. The record is from the annotation of a GenBank genome assembly. NCBI's taxonomy places the organism in Eukaryota, Dinophyceae, Syndiniales, Amoebophryaceae.